AUGGAGCAGUCCGGCGUCUUGACCAAGAUCGUGGCGGGUGGUGUUGCGGGGGUUUCAGAAACGCUUGUUACUUACCCAGCCGAAUACGUAAAAACACGCCGCCAACUACACUUCAAAUCCGCCACCAACGCAACAACCUCAAGACCCAACCCACCGCCCGGCUCCCUCGCCAUCAUCCGCGACACGAUCCGCACCUCGGGCGUGAGGGGCAUCUACUCCGGCGUCCAGGCCCUCGCCGCCUCCAACGCCGCCAAAUCCGGCAUCCGGUUCCUCGCCUUCGAAACGACGCGCUCAAAGCUCGACGCGCUCUCGGGCUCGGAACCCCAGCCAUCAGGACCGGGAAGGAAGCCCCGUGCCGCGUGGAUCAACGUCCCGGCCCGCAAUUAG
Colletotrichum lupini is the source of this 387-nucleotide messenger RNA. RefSeq lists its product as uncharacterized. Gene Ontology annotation, biological process: mitochondrial citrate transmembrane transport. The transcript has 3 exons. Lineage: Eukaryota; Fungi; Ascomycota; Sordariomycetes; Glomerellales; Glomerellaceae. The record is from RefSeq and is a predicted model, not a curated record. Bases 1 to 387 code for a protein of 128 amino acids.